Molecule: messenger RNA, 674 nt
Organism: Oncorhynchus tshawytscha (Chinook salmon)
Lineage: Eukaryota; Metazoa; Chordata; Actinopteri; Salmoniformes; Salmonidae
Product: fatty acid-binding protein, heart
Exons: 4
Coding region: 75-476 (133 amino acids)
Biological process (GO): fatty acid transport
Cellular component (GO): cytosol; nucleus
Molecular function (GO): fatty acid binding
Source: RefSeq, a predicted model, not a curated record
CUCCAUUAUCUCUGCCCCUCUCCCUCCUCUCUCUCUCUCUUGCUGCCCUCUCAUUUCUCCACACUACUGCUAACAUGGCUGAGGCAUUCGCAGGCACAUGGAACCUGAAGGAGAGCAAGAACUUUGAUGAAUACAUGAAGGCCCUGGGUGUGGGCUUUGCAACCCGCCAGGUUGGCGGUAUGACCAAGCCCACCACCGUCAUCGAGGUAGCGGGAGACACGGUCACUCUGAAGACGCAGAGCACCUUCAAGAACACCGAGAUCAACUUCAAACUGGGAGAGGAGUUCGACGAGACCACCGCCGACGACAGGAAGGUCAAGUCCCUAAUAACGGUUGAGGGUGGUAAGAUGAUUCACGUGCAGAAGUGGGACGGCAAGGAGACCACUCUGGUUCGUGAAGUCAGCGGCAACGCCCUCGAACUGACACUGAAUCUUGGUGAUGUCAUCUGCACACGCUCCUACAUCAAGGCCGAGUAAUAACUUCCACCAAAAAACUAUCCUUUACCACACCUGCCAAAAUAACAACAACCCUUCGCCCUUAACCCCGAUCCCCACUGUAACGACCUCUAACCCCUGUCUGACCUCUAACCCCUGACCCCUUCUAUGUUGUCCCGUCCUUCUCUUUGUAGUGCUUCUCCUUUGUAUGAAACACUGAAUAAAUUCCACUGACGUUUA